Messenger RNA from Toxotes jaculatrix (banded archerfish), 5394 nucleotides. RefSeq names its product glypican 4 (gene gpc4). The coding region runs from base 759 to 2432 and encodes 557 amino acids. The record is from RefSeq and is a predicted model, not a curated record. Gene Ontology annotation, biological process: regulation of signal transduction; cell migration; regulation of protein localization to membrane. NCBI's taxonomy places the organism in Eukaryota, Metazoa, Chordata, Actinopteri, Toxotidae. The transcript is spliced from 9 exons. Gene Ontology annotation, cellular component: synapse; extracellular region; cell surface.
AGUCCCUGCUCCAUGCUCCACCCCUGGUGUUUCUGUUUUCCAGGUCUUUGUCCCCGGAACUUGCACUCAUUCCUGGGUGUCCACCAGGGUUUUCUGCUCGCAUCUGGAUCCCAGUACGACUAGCCUGCAGUCCAGUGCCCUGUCCUACAGAAACCACGACCUGCUUAAGUCUGGAAAGAAAGCCAGAAAAGAAAAGGAAGAAAGGAGAAAAACACCUUCCCGGCAACUUUCUAUCGUCUCCUCUCGCCCCGUCGGUUUACGCUGUCGUCGAAGCGGUGAAGCAGAGCUGUGAUUCAGAGAUUCCUGCCUGCAGUUUUUUUUUUAGAAAAAACUUUUUACAUGUUUUAAAUUUGCUGUCCAGUCGCUUCUUCGUGUUGUUGUUGUUGUUGCUGUUUCUUUUUUCUCGAUUGAGCCUGGGACUCAGCACAUACCCGAGUUGUUUUUUUUUUUUUUUUACACGGACGACGCGUUUGAGCCGGGUCUGCAGAGUGGGGGUUUCGGUGUUUUUUCCUCUCUAAACUUGUUUCAGAGGUGGUUUCAGAGGUGGCCUCAGAGCUGCUGCUGCUGCUGCUGUGAAUGAAGAAUCUGUCGAGCUGAAGAAACCAGCGCGUCUCCAUGAGGAAGCUCAGCGUGGGAGUCGCUGAAACUUUGUCCUAGCUUACACACACCUGAGCGAUUAUACAAUUAUAUCUAGCUAUAUAUAUAUUUUUUUUUGUGCGGGCAAUUUUUUUGUGUUAUUUGUUUUUGACUGACACAAAAUGAAGACGCUGUUGGUGCUGAGUGUAGCCUGCACGCUGGUUGUGUUGUCUGUUUCGGGGACUGCGGAGCAAAAGUUGAAAAACUGUAAUGAAGUUCGUGCCGCCUACAGCUCCAAAGGCUUCAACGUUAACGAUGUCCCCAACAAAGGAAUCAACGGAGCCCCCCUGAAAGUGUGUCCGCAGGGUUUCUCCUGCUGCACGGUGGAGAUGGAGGAGAAGCUGAGCCAGCAGAGCCACACGGAUGUGAAAGCUCCCGUCUCCAGGCUGAGCACCAACCUGCAGUCCACCUUCAAACAGAAGCACGACCACUUUGACAAGUUUUUCCGUGAGCUGUUGAAAAAUGCAGAGCUCUCGCUGCACAGCAUGUUUGUGCGAACGUACGGGAUGAUGUACGUGCAGAACGCGGAGCUGUUCAAGAACUUUUUCGAGGCCCUGACUCGGUACUACGUGUCUGGCAGCGCCGCCGUCAACCUGGAGUCCAUGCUGUCGGACUUCUGGGCCGAGCUCUUGGAGAGGAUGUUCAGGCUGGUCAACGUGCAGUACGAAUUCAGCGACGCCUACAUGGAGUGCGUCAGCCGGCACACGGAGCAGCUGCAGCCGUUCGGCGACGUGCCGCGCAAGCUCCGCAUUCAGCUGACACGGGCCUUCGUCGCCGCUCGCACCUUUGUGCGCGGCCUGGCGCUCAUGCCAGAGGUGGUCAAUAAAGUUUCUACGGUCAGCGCGUCUCCCAGCUGUGUGCGAGCGGUCAUGAAGAUGAUGUACUGUCCCUACUGCUCGGGCCAAGUAGCCCUGAAACCCUGCCAGAAUUACUGUCUGAAUGUGAUGCGUGGGUGUUUGGCCAACCAGGCCGAUUUGGACACAGAAUGGAACAACUUCCUUGAUGCCAUGCUCAGCCUGGCUGAGAGGCUCGAAGGUCCCUUUAAUUUUGAGUCCGUCAUGGAUCCCAUCGACGUGAAGAUCUCAGAGGCCAUUAUGAACAUGCAGGAGAACAGCAUGCAAGUGUCGCAGAAAGUUUUCCAGGGAUGUGGGCAGCCUAAACCAAGCACGGCCUUCCGUUCCGCGCGUUCUGUCAAGGAAACAGGCUUUACCGGCCGCUUCCGCCCCUACAGCCCUGAUGCCAGGCCCACCACCGCUGCUGGGACCAGUUUAGAUCGACUGACAAAUGAUGUGAAGAAGAAGCUGAAACAUGCAAAGAAGUUCUGGUCCACAUUGCCAGAGACUGUGUGCGCAGGUGAGAGGAUUGCACCUGGGGACGAGUGCUGGAAUGGAACAGCAAAAAGCAGGUACGAGUCAGUUGUCAUUGGCAAUGGACUGGCCAAUCAGGUAUCAAACCCUGAUGUGGAUGUGGACAUAACAAAGCCAGACAUUUUGAUUCGCAGUCAGAUUGCGGUUUUGAAGGAAAUGACGAGCUGGCUCAAAGCUGCUCACAGCGGCCACGACAUCUCUGUCGAUAUCGAUGAGGAUAGCAGUGGAGGAGAGGAGAGCGGCAGCGGGUGUGACUCUCCAUCCUGUGACACAGACCGGGACAUCUACUUCUCCACUCCACCGAACCCUGUCAAACCCCGGGUUAAUCAGGUGGGCAGUAGUCCAUCGGCUGGAGUCGCCUUACAGGGAAGCAUGGCGGCGGCGCUCUGCGGGCUGGCCCUGGCCCUGCUUGCUCCCCACUUGAGAUAAAACUGGCUGGGCAGGGAGAGGACGAGAACGACCAGGAAUGACGGAAUGAAGGGGGAAACUGUCAGAGAGACUUUAAAAAGACUGCCUUCAGGACCUUGGACUGUCUGCCAUUGGGGGGGGAGACUCUUCUUAAUAUUAUAACUUCACUUUUAAUUAUUUGUUUGUAUGUUUUUAAGGACAUCAGUGUACAGCAAUAUGAUUUUCUUCCCAAGAAAUCCACCUUUUUUCCCCCCCCUUUUUUCCCCCCUGAGAUAAACCAUUACUCCUUAUGGCUCUUUUGGAGCCUCACUAUGGUUCUGCUUGCAGCAUUACAGACAUUAUAUAAUUGUCUUAUUUUGGCAAUUUAAUCUCAUAAUUCAUUUGUGUGCCUUCUUCAAUGAUUGCCAUCUGAUAACUAAAUAGUAAGCGAGAUGUCUGGUUGAACAUCGAGUGCCUGUGGUGGGAUGCAUCUUCAUAUUUCUGAGGAUUUUCUUUCUUUCCAUUAUUCAGAGAUCAACAGAUCACGUCAUGUCGUUGUGGACGUUACCGUUUCAUAACAACAAUUUUUGCACAUUUAUCAGUGUGCACACUGUGAAUGUUUGUGUCGGUGCAUUUAUACAUUUAAAUACAUCAGCCAGUCAGAAGUGAUGAAGCUACCUGUUGAUCUCCACUAAGUAAUAGUUUGCGCUUUAGUUCGGUUUGCUUUGGAGAGAUGUUAAAACUCUUCUCAGCUCAUCUCUCAGAAAUACAGGGAGAGAAGUUACAGCACAGGAAUCUAUGUUUGACCUGGAGAUGGAAUCAGUCUUUAGAAGAGCUUUUUUUUAGGGCGCUCUGCGAGCCCAAACAUGCAUAUUGUAUGUCUGCUAUGAGCAUUAUCACAGCCUAACUUUUAAUUUCCUCAUUCAUUUUUAAUUUAAUUUCCUCCGCUUAAACACUUCAGUAGUAAGGUCAUACCUCAUGCAUGUUCCCAUUGUCAAUGCAAUCCAGUGAUGUCGAGUUGAAAGUGUCUGAUAGAGUUGAGAUGUGUGGCUGGCAACCUGGUGAAAGGUAACUGGCGUGGAAGGAGAAGGACUCCCCUGGCAUUACCCCUAAAGAAGGCAAAGCUGACAAGUCCUGAAAGCCCUUUUUGGUACUGUAAGCUCAGUUCAGCGCAGAGGAUCUGACUCUAUACAGUCUUACUGUUUGAAAAGAAAAGGUGGCGACAUGUAUGUUCAGAGCAUUUCACAGUAAACUAGAGAAGAGGAACAAAAGACAGUGCUUUGAUCAAAUGAAAUCAAGAAAAGAUUAUUUUAAUACAGGGUUUUAUGUUGAAGAGGUGUUGUAAUUUUUAGCUAUUUUUGGUAUGAAGAUAUAUAUUAGGUACUACAGUGGAUUUUACUGCUAGUUUUAGGUGGUGGAAGAGGACAGUGUGCACAGAACUUGGGGGCACUUUUGGUCAGUGUGCACAGUGUUUUGGGGCUUUUUUUUUUUUUUUUUUUUUUUUAAAUGCCCACAUCCCCCCGUCCCACAAUACACACUUGUACCUCUUAAAUGGCCUGUGUCAGUAUAAAAGGACUCAUCCUGAACCAUUUGACCUACCUAUCCUCAGCUUCACGUUCUCAUCAUUUUGACUCGAGGUGGAAUGUUGAAGUAUCUUCACAAGUGCUACCAAAAUUAAUGCAACGUACGGUGCCUGAUCUUUGUUUUGUUUUUUAACCUCGGUACAUUAUUAGCAACUUGGUAAAGUCAAAAGAAUGUAGGUGUUGACGAUUUGUAUCUGACUUCUCAGAUUCCCUGAGGGGUGUUUGAGUUUAUUGUUACCAGCUGACAAGCACAACAAAAGGUUUUCUAUGUCUUCUAAUUUGAUAAUCAGGUCUGUAAGUUACAUUACCUGGCCUUUCAUCUCUAAAAUUAUGCUGCCUCAUGUCGCUUUUGUACAGUAACUUAUGCAUGUAUGUAUAAUGUCAUUUCAAACAUGCUUUUAGAACUGACAUAGAUUAUCCAAAAUACAGUAUUCAGAGGGUUUCAAUAUGCAAAAUUUAGGUGAACAAUAUUCAUUUCUCAAAGUGUUUGAAUUGGUAUUAGAUUUGGGGGGUUAAAUAUGCAUUCUUACUGAAAUUUUCAAAUGAAUUCUACCUUUUAUGGUUGCUACAGAUCUAAAACAGCUGGCUGCAGUUUAGACAGAUGGUAAAUACUGGACACAAAAUGUUCGCCUCUUGUUUGGCUUUGAGAUUAGAUUAAGUUUUCUCAAAAAAUAAAGUGGUGUCCCCGAUUAACAGACGUGGAACAAAUCAACAAGAACAUCAGUAAUUAACAAUCUGACUUGAUGACCUGAUUUGAUGAAACAUCUAUGCAACCCAUGAAAAGAACUGAAGCCUUAUUCUAAAAUAACGAAGCUGUGCUCCAGCAGCUCGAUUUGGCAUCACUUCUGCCUGUAACUGGUUCAAUUCUCCCCAUUUUUGUGUUCCACCAACAUUUCUACAAGGGCUUGUGCAUGUGUUCGUGUCAUGUGGAAGAGUUGUGUCGAGUGUGAAGAAACCCAACUUUCUGAGAGUCCGAAGAAAUGUUUUGGGUGAUGAUGGUAAAUGUCUGUGCUUGCAGGGCCAGGGCAGCAACAUUUCCCAGCUAGCAGGAGUUGGUCCAGCUGCUGGAUGAUGUUCCUUCGAUCCGCAGAGCAACUUCAGUCUCGUGACUUUAAAGUUGAGUUGGACAGGUGUCGAAACCUUUCCUUCUGCCUUUGGCCCACAAGAACAGAAAGGACUCACUCUCUGAGGAGGGAGUGAGUGACUUGACUGAAAAGAAUAAAAAAAAAAGUGUAAAUAAAGAGCAGCCGUUUUUAGAUGUCUCUAAAAGAGGCCGUAACAGUACACCAGAUUUUUACUUGUCAGAGUAUCUCCUAAAUGCUAUGGAAAAACAAAAUGAGAUAGAUGUUAAAUUGUAAGAGAAAAUGUAUAUUAAACAACAUUUCUUAGUCUUGUUGAAAUAAAGACUGCCAAUAUUUAAA